UCUGGUUAUGCGCUGUUGUGUAUGUUUACUCCAGUCAAGCCUGCAGUGCUCACCAUCCAAGAUGGCUGCGGGUGAAAGCAAUACCCGAUCUUCGUGUCUAAACUUGUCCAAUUCGGGUCCGCUGGGCAACGCACCGCCGAGCAACGGCACCCACUCUUCCCCCGCGAGUAACGGGGGAUCGGCGGGUGCAAAUAGCGGAAUGAACCGGAGCGCGGGGAAUACGAACCCUAGGUCGGGCCCGGAAAACGGCGGAGGCGCCGAUUCCGCGGUGAGAUGCGCGCCGAGCACCCAGAACCCUCCGCGGCAGGCUGCCGGUCAGAGCGCCGCGGCGGCACACGGUGCGACUGCGGGCGCUGCGUCAAAUAUGACGGCGACAUCAUCAUCGUCAUCUUCUUCAUCAUCCUCCAGCGCAUCUGAUGCGUCCGCCGCCGCCGUUUCUUCGCUUCCCAGCAGCCCGGCUUCAGUUUUGGUGUAUCGAGAACCGGUCUACAAUUGGCAAGCGACAAAAAGUACAGUGAAAGAAAGGUUUGCCUUUUUGUUUAACAACGAAGUGUUAAGUGACGUCCAUUUUUUGGUUGGGAAGGGAAUGGGAGUGCAGCGCAUCCCAGCCCACAGAUUUGCUCUCGCUGUGGGAAGCGCCGUGUUUGAUGCCAUGUUCAACGGUGGCAUGGCCACAACGUCCACCGAAAUUGAGCUCCCAGACGUGGAACCGGCUGCAUUUCUAGCCCUUCUCAAAUUUCUAUACUCAGACGAAGUGCAGAUUGGACCGGAGACCGUUAUGACUACACUAUACACCGCUAAAAAGUAUGCAGUGCCCGCUCUGGAAGCCCACUGCGUCGAAUUCCUGAAGAAAAAUCUACGCGCUGACAAUGCGUUCAUGUUGCUUACCCAGGCACGGCUUUUCGACGAGCCCCAGCUGGCCAGUCUCUGCUUAGAAAAUAUCGACAAGAACACAGCGGACGCGCUGGCUGCCGAGGGCUUUACAGAUGUCGACCUCGACACUCUUGUGGCCGUCCUGGAGAGAGACACGCUGGGUGUACGGGAAGUCCGUCUAUUCGGUGCUGCGGUCCGUUGGGCGGAAGCCGAGACCCAAAGACAGCAAUUACAGCCGACCCCGGAAAACAAGCGCAGGGUGUUGGGAAAAGCACUUACACUUAUUCGCUUCCCUCUUAUGACUAUUGAAGAGUUUGCAGCAGGCCCAGCACAGUCUGGUAUACUCACAGAUCGAGAGGUGGUCAGUUUAUUCUUACAUUUUACCGUCAAUCCAAAACCUCACGUAGAGUUUAUCGACCGACCUCGCUGUUGCCUCCGGGGAAAAGAGUGCAGCAUCACGCGCUUCAGUCAGGUGGAGAGCCGUUGGGGCUACAGCGGAACCAGCGACCGGAUCAGGUUUUCUGUGAACCGCCGAAUAUUUGUGGUUGGAUUUGGGCUCUAUGGCUCCAUACAUGGUCCAACUGACUAUCAGGUCAACAUUCAGAUCAUACAUACAGACAGCAACACAGUUCUGGGUCAGAACGAUACAGGCUUCAGUUGUGAUGGAACGGCCAGUACCUUUAGAGUUAUGUUCAAGGAGCCGGUGGAAAUUCUCCCCAGUGUCAACUACAUCGCCUGCGCCACGCUCAAGGGACCAGACUCUCAUUACGGGACAAAGGGGAUGCGCAAAGUCACCCACGAAGCCCCGGCGACCGGCACCAAGACCUGUUUCACAUUCUGCUACGCUGCAGGAAACAACAACGGCACUUCAGUAGAAGACGGACAAAUCCCAGAAGUCAUCUUCUAUACAUAAUGACCAUACAAAAACCCAAAGACUCUUACAUUGCAUUUUGUGGCCAAUUCACCGGUCUCCCGUAGACCGGCGGCCAAAUACUGAUCUCUCAUUUCUAGUCUGUUGUUUCGAUUUGAGCAUGAGAAUUCAGUCGUUUCAAAGUGUACUUAGUGUACAGAUUUCAUUUCUACCCGAGUAGCACACAUCGUAGUGAAACCUUGAUGUUACGACGAGCCCGUUUCACUGCUAUAGGUCAGAGCUCCAUAUCUUAAAAGUCGGCUUUAGUUUGUUUGUUGGAAACUAUUUUUGGUCCCACUUUUGACCCUUGAUUGUUAAAUGCGUACCAAUCCUUCGAAUCGCACCAAUGCACUUCUGACCCAGACGUAAGAGCCCAUUCUCCGGGGUUUGGGAAGGUACACUACAUUUAGAUUAACCGUUUAAGGGACUGUUAUGUACCCAUUACGAGUGGCCUGCACCCUUUGAUGGAGGUUUUUGCUGUUUACCGUAGUUGCCCUUUUUAUUGAGCAAAAGCUCGUACACAAGCUCUAAAAUAUUGACGUCGGUGAAAUACUGAACACGUUUCUAUUGUAAAUUCACAAUAUUGUUUUCUUGAGAUAUGUUGAUCAGAGGUGAUGAGGAAACAGCUUGAUGAAUGUAUCAAUGCUUACCUUGUAAGCGCUGUAAAUAUGUUCGUGUCUUGUUUGUGUGUUUCAUUAAAAGUCUGCAGACCUAGUUUGAA
Molecule: messenger RNA, 2504 nt
Organism: Misgurnus anguillicaudatus (oriental weatherfish)
Lineage: Eukaryota; Metazoa; Chordata; Actinopteri; Cypriniformes; Cobitidae
Gene: btbd2a
Product: BTB (POZ) domain containing 2a
Biological process (GO): neurogenesis
Cellular component (GO): cytosol; P-body
Molecular function (GO): protein binding
Source: RefSeq, a predicted model, not a curated record